Messenger RNA from Aspergillus tubingensis, 429 nucleotides. Its product is annotated as sorting nexin-3. The record is from RefSeq and is a predicted model, not a curated record. NCBI's taxonomy places the organism in Eukaryota, Fungi, Ascomycota, Eurotiomycetes, Eurotiales, Aspergillaceae. Gene Ontology annotation, biological process: endocytic recycling; late endosome to Golgi transport. Gene Ontology annotation, cellular component: early endosome membrane; retromer complex. The transcript is spliced from 3 exons. Gene Ontology annotation, molecular function: phosphatidylinositol-3-phosphate binding. Bases 1 to 429 code for a protein of 142 amino acids.
AUGCAAGCCGUCCCCGAAUCCCGCCAACAAACCUUCGAGGAGAUCUACGGCCCUCCGGAAAACUUCCUCGAGAUAGAAGUCCGAAACCCCCAAACGCACGGCACCUCCCGCAACAUGUACACGUCCUACGAAAUCGUCUGCCGAACCAACAUCCCCGCAUUCAAACUGAAACAUUCCGUCGUAAGGCGCCGAUACUCCGAUUUCGAGUACUUCCGGGAUAUACUCGAGCGGGAGUCGACGAGGGUCACGAUCCCGCCGCUGCCGGGGAAGGUAUUCACGAAUCGGUUUUCUGAUGAUGUGAUUGAGCAUCGACGGGAGGGGUUGCAGAGAUUCUUGCAGAUUGUGGCGGGGCAUCCGUUGUUGCAGACGGGGAGUAAGGUUUUGGCGAGUUUUGUGCAGGAUCCGAAUUGGGAUCGGAAUGCGUGGUAG